UUAGUCUAAAUAUAGUCAUUCAAUAAGUUUGAUUAAUCUCUGAAUCAGUUAUCAGAAAAAGCUAGCCGAUGGUCUCCAUUUUCUCCCAAGCCAGCUUUCUGCGUUUUCUACUUGUAAUAAUAACAGAGCCAAGCUGCUACUUUGUGACAAAAGUGCAUAUCCAAUAAUCUGCAUUAAUUUAAAGCAUUUUGAUUAACCCCCUGGCUUAGGAUAAAGGUUUCUUUUAGAACAUCAAACAAAAAAUGAAGCAGGAUAGGGCAAGCUCACCACGUAUAUAAAUAGACAUAGACAUACAGAAGAAGGUGUACCGAAGGUUUUGAGAAAAGUACAGCUAAAUUUACCAGCUCUCUCCAAAUUUAGCACCAGUACAGCUACAAGUUGAGCCUAUAAUUGAACAACUUAAAGCAAGAGAGCCAGCCUCUCUCUAACAAACAUCUUCGAGGAGAAGGUCUUAAUUAGUCUGAGAUGAGAGCGCACCUGCAAAAUAUGGCUCCUCAACUCUCCUCCUCUUUCAUUUCUAUUGCAUUGUUGUUUGCUGUUGCUUUCGCAAAUUUUGGACAGCAAGCUCACGGUUCUGUAUUUGAAUUCAGUUAUGCUGGUUUACAUGGCCCUGCCAACUGGGGAAGCUUGAACCCCAAAUUCUCAACAUGCUCAUCUGGGAAACUUCAGUCUCCUAUCAACAUCAUCAAGAACGAGGCAGUGGAAAACAAAAGUUUGACACCCUUGACCAGGGUUUACAAGCGUGGAAAUGCUAUUCUUGUUAACAAUGGCUUUAAUAUUGGGUUGCACUAUGAGGGGAACUGUGGAGUCUUGAUUGUAGAUGGUAAAAACUACACUUUUAAGCAAAUGCACUGGCAUUCUCCCUCCGAACAUCAGAUUGACGGAGUCCAAUACGCUGCCGAGCUUCAUCUAGUCCACCUGUCAGAUUCCGGCGCCAUCGCUGUUGUGUCAAUGCUCUACGAACUUGGUGAUGCUGAUCCGUUUAUCAGUAAGAUUACAAACAAGCUGGGUGAUCUAGCAAAGGACGCGUGUGCAGGCAAUGAAGAAGCCCAAAUUCCUAUUGGGGCAUUGGACAACAAGCUAUUAAGAAAAAACACCCGCAAGUAUUACAGAUACAUCGGCUCUAUCACCAGUCCACCAUGCACGGAAAAUGUGAUCUGGAACGUUCUUGGCAAGGUGAGAACAAUAUCCAAGGAGCAGGUAGAAGCCCUGAAAGCUCCAUUGGGUGCUGAUUACAAGCAGAACUCAAGGCCUUUGCAGUCACUGAAUGGAAGAAAGGUUGAACUAUAUAAUGAAUUCUCCGAUUAAUAUUGUUCCCACAGGAAACAAAAUGUUCCUUUCCUGUCUUACGAACUUAUUUAUGUAGUAUUAUGGACAAAUUUACCAGCGUAGAUCAUGGAAAUGAUCUUUUCCUGUCUGCA
Populus trichocarpa (black cottonwood) is the source of this 1421-nucleotide messenger RNA. Its product is annotated as alpha carbonic anhydrase 1, chloroplastic. The record is from RefSeq and is a predicted model, not a curated record. Bases 466 to 1308 code for a protein of 280 amino acids. NCBI's taxonomy places the organism in Eukaryota, Viridiplantae, Streptophyta, Magnoliopsida, Malpighiales, Salicaceae. Gene Ontology annotation, molecular function: carbonate dehydratase activity; zinc ion binding. The transcript has 6 exons.